Messenger RNA from Exophiala bonariae, 3165 nucleotides. RefSeq lists its product as uncharacterized. Bases 1 to 3165 code for a protein of 1054 amino acids. NCBI's taxonomy places the organism in Eukaryota, Fungi, Ascomycota, Eurotiomycetes, Chaetothyriales, Herpotrichiellaceae. The transcript is spliced from 4 exons. The record is from RefSeq and is a predicted model, not a curated record.
AUGCGUCGACAUGGCUCCGGCCAGAGGCAAGUCACCAACAUCAGUGUGUCCCAUGCCGGCGGCGCUGCUGCGGCAUACCCAGCCUUCACUUCAGUACCAGACUUGAAUGAGAUCCAGUCUCCAUUAGCCGGCAUGAAACCUCUUCUGGACCAAACUUCUAAUUCCCCAUUUUCUACUUCUGGAACGGUCUUCUAUGCCAACCCUCCUUCGUAUGAGCCUACUAUUGCUGGUGAUCCAUCCUACCAGGACCACCUGAGGGACUGCUUCCCGAGUCCUUCAUCAAACACAAACUGCUAUCUGGAUAAUUCACAACUCAAUAUCUUGGGUGACACCAGUCACCAGGAUCUGCACAUAGGCGUGAACACGGACCCUCCCACUGCUGAUCCUUGGUCUCAUCUGGUGGCGACACAGGGAGGAAAUCCUCCAUUUCCACAAAGUCUCUCGCCCACUGGGGUAGUGGUCCCACCCCAGCAAAGCAUCCGGAAAAGGCCUCGGGACAGGUCGCCAGGUAGUGGAAGAGGUUCAUUUAGAGAUUCGGCAUAUUCUACCUUGCCGCAAGAAGCUCGACAUGAGCAAGAGGCCAUGCUAGGUCUGUCGUCAAAUUUCAACAACAUCAACAUGGAUCAGGACAAUAUGAGUCUCCAGAGUCUCCAACAUGGCCAACACCCUUUACCUGAAUUUCAUCCACCAAGCCAACAAGGAGAUUUUCCUACUUAUCCGAUGCAAAUGAACCCGCAGCCAUAUAUCGACCAGUCGUCUACAGUAUCCCGCCAGACCAGUAAACCACAAAGACGUGGUCGGGGGACAAGUCCCACAACAUCCUUGUUGUGCGAGGAGUGUAACUACACAGCCAAGAGCAGGUCUGACUUGAACAAACACAACGCUCGGCACGACAAGAAGUACAAGUGCGAGACUGGCGACUGUGCGCGACAGGAUAAAGCAUUUCCUACUUUGAAUGAUUUGGAUCGUCAUCUAAAGUCCGUGCAUGGCAUAAACAUUCGUCGUACCAAGGACUACAGGUGUUUUGCGAAAGAUUGCACGAAGCCAGACAAGACAUGGCCACGUCUCGACAAUUUCAAGCAACACCUUAAAAGUAUGCACAAAAGCGAGGACCUGGGCGAACUUUUGAAGAAGUCCGAACAGUGGUAUGAUGAGUUGAUAGCGACAACACAGUCGCAGUACAAUGAUGAGACGAGUUCCAAUUAUCAGCAAAGUCAAGUAUCUGUCGGCGACAUCAAUGAAGUGGACAACAACAAUCUCAUGCACUUCCAACCAACGCUGUCGAAUCAGUAUCCGGAACAAGUCGAUCCUAAUAUGCAGCAAAUGAUGAGCCCUCAGCUUGACAUGAUGGCACCUUCACCGAUAGACCCAAGGCUGCAAACCCCGCAUGCCAGACUACAGGACACUCAUCACCUUAACCAUAGAUUCAACAUUCCACAAAGUCGGUUUCAAGGAAGUCAUAACCGACGAGCUUCCAGCCCAGAACCUUCAUCCGUCAGAGUCCAGCAACGUCCUGUUCCUUUCCGAAUCAAUACAACAAACAUGAACUCGCAAAUCACGAUGAUGCAACGCACCGUAUCCCAGACUAGUCAUCCUCAGACUCAAAGCGCAUUUCCCGCUGCUAGUGCCCAAAACCAAUUUACUGACUUUCCACAACUGUCAGAUUACCCCUGGGACGUCCGCAUGGGCGUCUUACAGACGAGAGGGAAUCAAUACCUGGAGUUGCCGACGAGAGAACAAAAACGUCCCCACACGACACCUGAUCCGAUCCUUGAGCCAAAUCGAAUAGCGACUGAUUUCUCAUCCCCUCUUGAGAUACAAAGUGCUCUUGAUCAAGGGACCAACAACGACGAGUUAUUAGGCAACAUGGGUUGGAGUGCCGAUGCUGGAGGAUUACAAGCAACCCCUCAACACCCAGCUCUCGUUGUACACCCCCCUUCUGAUGAGCCCAACUCACGAAGAAGCACACUUCACGUUGUGGUUGAGGAAGAAAUUCACCACUUCCUCCAGCAGUAUAAAGAUCAGGAGAGCUCUCUUUUGCAAGAAGAUAUCAGGAAGCUCAUCAGACUUUCGCUGCGAAAUUCCUUCGACACCAUCACCAAUGCCGAUAGCUCUGUACGGAGUAUGAUCGGUCUGGCUAACGAUAAUGAGCAACCUCCAACUCCAGAAGGAAAGAAGUCACCUGCUGACAAGGAAGAAUCUUUUCCUUGCCCACACGCAGGUUGUUCAAGUGUUUCCAAAAGGGCAAGUGGACUGAAGAAGCAUUUACAACGCCACAAAAAGCCAUAUGGUUGCACUUUUGAUGGCUGCAACAAGGUCUUUGGAAGUAAGAACGACUGGAAAAGGCAUGAACAAGGUCAACAUGAACAAAAGGAAUGUUGGCGUUGCCACAAGUGUGAGAAGGCCUUCUUUCACGGGCAAAACACCUUCAUCGAUCAUUUAAUGCAGGAACACGGAGUCAAACAUACAGGCGAGGCGAUGAAGCAAGCAAAACUCCGGAGUAUUCCACGCAAUAAUCAACGUCAAUUUUGGUGCGGAUUCUGCAAUCGGAUCGUUUCUCAUGAUCUGACCGGCGUUGAGGCCUUCAACAGCAGGGCUGACCACAUUGCCCUCCAUUUCAAGGAAGGAAAUUCCAGUGGUGAUUGGAUUGAACUUCGUGGAUGUGGAAAGACGAAAGCUGCCAUGAGAGACGAGUCUCGGGUACAAAGUCCUGCCAGCGCUGAGGAUGAAGAAGAGGAAGACAACCCUGGGCGACAGAACGCGCAGAUGAUGCCGGAGAAUCACUUGGUCAACUCUUUUGCACCAGGGAAUUCCAUGCCUAGCGGAUCUCCUACUGGACACCAAAGCCUAUCGCAGUACUCUUCUUCAACCACUGAAAUGAAUCUUGGUAACAUCAAUACCAAUAUGAGCCUCGGUCCAUCUGGCAUCAACACUCAAUGGGUUCAGCAACUUGGCACCGGACAUGAAACUAUGUCGACUCAAAUGCAGCCUAGCCGUCUUUCUGCCCCUGCCCAAUACAUCGUUUGCUGCCAUUGCAACAACUCAUACACCAUUGCACUGAAACAAAUAUGUAUUGAUUGCAAUCACCCUGCCAAAGGCUGCAGCCGUUGCAAACCAAUGCUCUUCGAUCCAAAUUCUGACGACAUGCCUAUGAUGAUGAUGUGA